UGUCCAUUGGGCUUCGAAAUGUUGCUUUGUAACAAUUAAGGGCUGCCAAUUUUUGUAAAGAAAAUGAAUUACCAUCCUGAAAUUUUGGCUUGGAGGCCCGCAUCUGAGCCCCUGCUCCCUGCUGUAGAUCUGUCUGCAGAGAUACAAAUCACUAUGACAACACAGAUGAGACAUGACUGGUAUUGCCCUUAUAUAAAGAGGCAGAACAUACGUUGGUGUCUUCAGACCGGAAGAUCUCUGGCCAGCGAGAGGUUGCAGUCGACAGAGCCGCGGGUUUGCUUCCAGAUCGGCGCUUGAGCACACAGCACUCGACUCAACAAGAACUGACAGAGCCAUGAAGAAAUCUGUUAGCCUAAGUUGGAAUUUAACAAUGAGAAACUGCUACUCGUUUGGUUUGCCGGUGAUAAUGGCGAUCACCAUACUCAUGGUCCUCACGGCUUGCCCCAGUGCCAUCUCGGCGGAAGAAACGGGAACUAAUUUCUUCUUGAAGGCGUCCAAAAGUGUCCCUCGAAUAGGAAGACGCAGCGAAUAUGAUAAUUUUUUCCUGAAAGCGUCGAAGAGUGUUCCAAGGAUUGGACGACGUCGUGAAAUGGCUCCUCUUACUGAGGGACGAGAUUUGGUGUCUUGGCCAUGGCCCCGAGGAGCCGACAUAGUUCCAGGUCUGUCUCGUCGUUCCAACUACUACCUCCACGAAGAAGCUCAGCCAUUAUCAUGGAAUUCAGUGGAAAAGACGAUGGAAGAAAGACCGGAAUUGUGGAAGCCUGACCUCUGGAGCAAGAACAGCGAACCCUUUCCGCUGAAAGACGAAUACGAUUUGGAGUCCGUUGUCCGCAGGUCACCCGGACGUUCUGACAGCGCCAAGGACAUCGAGGAGGCUCGAAGCCGAGCUGAAGUUUAAUUCUCAGAGCUCAUCCGGGUUCUCCUGUGGAUACAGUUCAGAGAGAUAUUUAUAUAUAAUAAUAUUAUUUAUCAAUUAACACUAAUAUAUAAACUGUUUUAUAUCACUUAAUAUAUUUAUUAAGCACUGUAAAUUAAGAUUUUAUAACAGGUUGAUACAGCAGUAUAAGAGACACGUGCGGCAGGAGCAGAUUCAUAAAAGACCACAAGGCCAAUGUACUCUGCAAGUACAAUAACAGAAAGAUUAAGUCAAAACAAUAAAGAACUGAGUAGCUUUAGUCCGCAAGCAAACUAUACCGAUCGAGCGACCGCCACUUGU
Messenger RNA from Cryptotermes secundus, 1216 nucleotides. RefSeq lists its product as uncharacterized. The transcript is spliced from 6 exons. Lineage: Eukaryota; Metazoa; Arthropoda; Insecta; Blattodea; Kalotermitidae. The record is from RefSeq and is a predicted model, not a curated record. The coding region runs from base 335 to 898 and encodes 187 amino acids.